UCACUAUAACUUAACAAUAAUACAUAUAACGAUAACGAAUAUGAAAAAAAGUACAGACUUUUUAUGUAGUAGAGGGCGACAAAAAAUAUUAAAGAAUAAACAAAUCAAGUGUUUAAGUAAAACUGUAAGAAAAUUAUUUUGUAUCAACUUCACCAAAUUAUACGCUAAGGAUCUUUUACUAUUUAGACAAUAUUUAAGAAAUGCCGAAUUCAGUGAAGAAAUGUCCACAGCACUAAAUGAAUAUAGGGAAAAUCUACUCCACUUGGCGUGUCAAUUUAAUGAACCACAACAUAUAAAACAAUUAAUUGCUUUAAAAUGUCCAGUUUUUAAACAGGAUUUUUAUGGAAGAACACCACUACACGUUGCUAUACAAAGAGAACAUAAGGAAUGUAUUGAUGAAUUCGAACGAAUAUUAACAUCAGUAAUAAAUCUCCCUGAAAGUGACGCAGUGGACAAAAAUGAACUUAUAGGAAAUUUAAGAAAAAUGUUUGAAGUUUACAAUCAUGAUGGUUAUACAAUUUUACAUUUAGCUGUUUUAAAAAAUUGUCCGACGUUGGUGAAAGUAAUGUUGACAUUUUGUUUAAAAUUCAAAAUUAAUAUUUUAGAAAAAGAAGUCUUGGGUUCGGGUGAUUCAAUAUUGCAUUUGGCAGUUAAAAACAAUUUUAAGGAUAUUGAAAAUAUUAUUGUUGAUAAAGUAAAAGAUAGUGUUAACCAACCGAACUAUAGUGGAGCAACACCAUAUAAAAUCAUCACCACAGAUGAAGAUCUGACGGAUGAUCGCACCACAGAUGAAGAUCUGACGGAUGAUCUCACCACAGACUAAAACCUGGCCUAAGGUCAUAUUGGGGAAAUACUUAUAUAUAUCGGUUCUUAAUCUUCUAUCAAAGGUUUAUACAAAUUUUUGAAUAAGGUCUAUCGUGUACACAUAUAGUAAAUUUUAAUAUUUUAUUUCUAAGAAUAAUAUCACAAAUAAAUUAACAGAUUGUUUCUUAAAUCUGUAUACAUAUAGAA
Molecule: messenger RNA, 1011 nt
Organism: Lucilia sericata (common green bottle fly)
Lineage: Eukaryota; Metazoa; Arthropoda; Insecta; Diptera; Calliphoridae
Product: nuclear factor NF-kappa-B p110 subunit-like
Exons: 2
Coding region: 41-823 (260 amino acids)
Molecular function (GO): protein binding
Source: RefSeq, a predicted model, not a curated record